AUGAAAGACGAAGGAGCAAUCAGCAUUAGUACAAGCCCAUAUUUUCUGAACGUUACUGAAUUACAUUUAUGCUACAAUGCUUUGACAGAUGCAGCAAUUACGGCCAUCUGUGAAAGUCGACAAUUGACAAAUAUUCAAACAUUGAAACUAGGAUGUUCACUUUCACAUACAAAGAAUGUGGUUUCCGUUCUUUCCUCAAGUCAAAACAUGAAAAAUCUGAAAGCUCUUAACAUAUCCAAUGUUGAUAUUUACAACAUUGAUGAUCUUGCCCAAAGUGAUAUCAUGAACAAUUUGACAGAAAUAGACUUGUCUGACUGUGCGAUGAACGAUGAAGAUGUCGUUUCAAUUUCAAAAAGUGUUGUCAUGAAAAAUUUGAGAACUCUGGUCCUGGAUUUUAAUGUUAUUACCUAUCACGGUGUACAUUCCCUCUCCACUAGUCCUAACCUCAUCAACUUGACCAAGUUACAUUUGGCAAACAAUUCACUUGGGGAUGACGGUGCUAAAGCUAUUGCAGGAGGUUUCUCAAUGCUAACAUAUUUAGACCUCUCCGGUUGUGAUAUAGGAAAUGAGGGACUCAAAUCAAUUUCCAAUAGUACAACGCUAACUAAGCUGAGGACUCUUAAUUUAAACUUUUCUAAAGUUAUUCAGGAGUGGAAGGUGAUUGGUAAUUCGAAUAAUCUAUCAAAGCUCAACCGACUAUACUUGGCCAAUAACGACACCCUUACAAUUAGAAAUGUUGUAUCGAUUGUUAAGCACAUGAAGCGUUUAGUUGAAUUGAACGUACAAAGAUGCAACUCCCCGUUUAGCGAUGAAACCAUGCAAGUAUUGUGUGAAAUGUUUCCAGCAUGCGAUUUGAGUUGGUAA
This is a messenger RNA of Naegleria lovaniensis, 864 nucleotides long. RefSeq lists its product as uncharacterized. Gene Ontology annotation, biological process: SCF-dependent proteasomal ubiquitin-dependent protein catabolic process. Gene Ontology annotation, molecular function: protein binding. Bases 1 to 864 code for a protein of 287 amino acids. NCBI's taxonomy places the organism in Eukaryota, Heterolobosea, Eutetramitea, Acrasida, Naegleriidae. The record is from RefSeq and is a predicted model, not a curated record. The transcript has a single exon. Gene Ontology annotation, cellular component: SCF ubiquitin ligase complex.